This is a messenger RNA of Baudoinia panamericana UAMH 10762, 975 nucleotides long. RefSeq lists its product as uncharacterized. The record is from RefSeq and is a predicted model, not a curated record. NCBI's taxonomy places the organism in Eukaryota, Fungi, Ascomycota, Dothideomycetes, Mycosphaerellales, Teratosphaeriaceae. The transcript has 2 exons. The coding region runs from base 1 to 975 and encodes 324 amino acids.
AUGCCGGAAGGCCUUGAUAUCGAACGGGAACAGAACAUUAACGGCUCCAUGGCUGCCUUCGCUGAGCAGAUCCUGAUAUCGACCGGCCGAAGUGACUGGACGAGCCGGAUAGAGGAGGAAGAGAGCGCCGACGGUGCCUUCGUUCGGCAAUUGAAAGACCUGUUGUACAAAGGCGGCAAGUUUGAGGACCCGUACCAUAGCGUGAUGAUCACGAACUCAUCAAUACCGCGGACCGAAUCACCAGUACAGCAGAACAAGCGGCCAAGAGAGGCGCCAUCUGACUCCAGAUCGAUACCGGCAUCGAAACCUGGCAAAGACCCAUCCAUUACACGCAACCAGUCCGUGCCUGGAACACCUCCAGCAUCUGCAUUUGUCUUGCCUAGCUUCCAGUAUGUUCCUUCGAUACCGACAGAAUCCACGGAGGUCGAGGAGUUCUUGAAAGCAUUUGUUCUCCCUUCCCGACUACAUCAAGCUCAUGACAAACUGUCCCGAGAACAGCAAAAUUUGCUUCUUAGGCAACCGGAGCUGCAGCGCCGCUUUGUUGGUGCGCGCAAAGUUAACGAGAUCCUGAUAUUGAUCUGCGGGCAUAACGCGCGAGAUUCGAGGUGUGGUAUCCUAGGCCCGCUCUUACAGGCGGAGUUUGAAGAGAAGCUGCAAAGGCAAAAUGUUGCAAUACUGCGCGACCCGCCCGUAGCGGAAGUCGAGGCCAUUAACACGGACGUGGAGGGCUACGUGCCGACUGCCAGGAUUGGUCAGGUCAGCCAUAUCGGCGGACACAAGUGGGCUGGCAACGUCAUCAUUUACAUCCCUGAGAGCUUCAAGAGCAAUCCGCUUGCAGGAAAAGGCAUCUACUACGGCCGCGUAGCACCUCAGCACGUUGAGGGCAUCGUCUCGAAGACGAUAAUUGAUGGCAAAGUGAUCAAAGAGCUGUUCAGAGGAGGUAUAGAUGAAGAUAGAGAGAUCAUUCGGUUAUAA